Molecule: messenger RNA, 1348 nt
Organism: Centropristis striata (black sea bass)
Lineage: Eukaryota; Metazoa; Chordata; Actinopteri; Perciformes; Serranidae
Product: collagen alpha-2(I) chain-like
Exons: 9
Coding region: 36-875 (279 amino acids)
Molecular function (GO): extracellular matrix structural constituent
Source: RefSeq, a predicted model, not a curated record
ACAUUGGUCCUCCAGGGCCGAGGGGGACACCAGGGAUGCCAGGACUUCCUGGAUUGUUUGGAUUAAAGGGUUUGAAAGGAUACCAAGGUUUCCCUGGUCUGCCUGGGAGGAGGGGGCUCCCAGGUCCCCCGGGGCUCCCAGGACCCCCCGGAGAGUCUCUGAACAUGACGCUGACUCAACUCAAGGACCUGAUGUACUUGUCCGAUAAGCCCAACUACCCUCUGAUCCAGACUCUGCUGGACUCUCUGCAGCAGGAGCUCCGUCUGAUGGUGGAUCCUCCUGACGGCACCAAGGAGCAUCCAGCUACAACCUGCAUGGAGCUCUGGAUCUGUCACCCCGAGUACAGCAGCGGAAUGUAUUACAUCGACCCCAACCAGGGCAGCCCGGCCGACGCUCUGCUGGCCUUCUGCAGCUUCUCCUCCUCAUCAAAACAGACCUGCCUUCAUCCUCGACACUCUCAGUUGCCCAUGAAAGCCUGGAUGGAGGACUUUUCUGAAGAGGGAUCCUUCCAGUGGCUCAGCAGGCUGGACCAGGGCUUUCAGUUUUACUAUCCAGGUGCUAAUGUGGUCCAGAUGCGUUUCCUGAGGUUACACAGCACCACAGCCAUGCAGAACAUGACGUACUCCUGUCACCCAGGACAUAGACUGGGCCAGACGGACCAAGACGUCAAGUUCCUCACCGACAGCAGGAAGCAAAGUUACCUGGGAACGCUGCAGGACUGUGUGCCUGGAGAGGAGACGGUUUCUGGAGCUCGGGAGUCUGUGUUUCAGUUUGAGGACCUCCACCUGCUCCCUCUGAGAGACGUAGCACUAACGGGAAGCAGAAACUUCACACACGAGUUCGGCUUCACGGUCGGGCCGGUGUGUUUCAGCUAGAGGAGCUAACGCCGAGCUGUCCCAGAGAAACUCGCAGGUCCAGGACUCGAACCACGGACACCAAACCUGCAGAGGACGACUGGAACAUCUCUUCCAUUUUCUGAAGAUGUCACUUCCUCUUCCUCUUGUUCUGGGGAGAUUUGAUCUCUCUUGUUGAAUGACUCCGUAUUCAUGAAUUUCAGAGGACACAAGCGUCCUCGGGCUUUUUUUUUUCCACGGAGAAGUCAAUUUUGUUUACAGAGACGCUUAUCUUGUAUUGAAUAAUUUAAAAAUGUAUGUUUUUUUUAUUCUUUAUAUACAACGUUUUUUGUUUUUUUCUGUGUUUGAUUUUUUUGUUAUGUAUUUUGGGCUUCUGUCAUAGCCGGCCCAGUGUGUAUACACUGCAAAAAAGAUGUUUAGUCUAAAAACCAGAUCAAACAGUAAAUCUGAGGGAAAUGAUCUUGCUGCAUGGACAGAUAAUUUACCUUGACAAG